Molecule: messenger RNA, 1518 nt
Organism: Trichophyton benhamiae CBS 112371
Lineage: Eukaryota; Fungi; Ascomycota; Eurotiomycetes; Onygenales; Arthrodermataceae
Exons: 4
Coding region: 1-1518 (505 amino acids)
Source: RefSeq, a predicted model, not a curated record
AUGCUCUCUUCGUCAGCGGUAUGCUCUCUCCAUGCUAAGAUUAUCUUGAGACAACGCACCCUGACCUCCGUCCGUCUGGCCAGCAGCCACUUUGCUUUUUCCCCUUUUCUUUGCUUCUUUGCUUCUGCUCGCCCUCGUCCUCGACCGGAGGAAGGGCAUAAACUAAGAGAGAAAAACGAAAAAACUAGCUCGGGACUAAGAGGAGGCAGCAUCCCUGGCCCAAAGUCUCCAGAAGUCGCUGGCUCCGACCCUUGGCCCAUCAUCUCAUGGCUGCGGACGGCGACUGGACGGCCUUUUUUUAGUACCAACGUGGCCGAAACGGUUCUUACCAGCCAAAGGGGCAAAAGAAAAGAAAAAUACGAGGACGAGAUGGGAGUUGCAAGCUGCGAGUUGGAGGAGAAGAAGAGGAAGAAGAAGAAGAAGAAGAAAAGCAGAGACAUCAAGGCAGCGCAGGGCUCCACCGGCAAGAGAAAAGAGAAGGCUGGCCAGGGAUACGCACGUAUCUCAUCUCCGUCCGGUGGCUGGCCUGCUCUUGCGCCAGCUUCCGCAGGGGGGGAGAAGCGGAAGAGAGAGAGAGAGAGACAGGCCAGCAGCGAACAAGGCCCAUCCCUUGCCCUGUCCUCCUCCACCCAGCCCGUCCAUCACCCGGGGGGCGCUGCGUCUGCUGCUGGCUGCUCCGUACGACGCCCUUCUUCUUGCUUUUGGCUUCGCUGGUUGCUGUCGUUUCUUCUUCUUCGCCCGGCCUGUCAAGCUUUUACCAGACCAACUCGUCGGGUCCAGAUCAGCACAGCAAAGGAUCGCGACGAUGAGGCCGAUGACGAUGCUGAUAGCCCUCACUACCGCUUGCUGGCUGGCUUGCUUGCUUGCUUGCUGGCUUGCUUGCUUACUAGCCGGCGGAAGAAGCAAAGGCAGGCAGGGAGGGAGGUAAACAGCGUCUACACCAGAUGGCAAUCCCCAGGCCCAGACCGUCUUCCACUCAACGGCUGCCCCUAUCUCUCUCUCACACACACUCACUCACUCACUUCCAUCUCUAUAGCUACAACUGCUAUUGAUGCCAGGCUUGAACGGCGUCUCCGGGGUGGCAACGGCCUUGUCCUCCGUCCCGAUCCCCUAUCUCCCUCCGUCUCUGCCUUCUACUUGUUCUUCUUCUUCUACUUCUUCUUCUUCUUCUUCUUCUCCCUGCUUGCUCCGGGCCCAAAGGCCAAAGAAACUUCCUCUCCAUGUCCAGAAAUAGAGCAUGGGGUGCGAAGGGGAAGAGUUGAAGGCCUUGACCUUUGCUUCUUCCUCUCCCCUUUUUUUUUUUGCACUUCACUUAGCUUGCGCCAUCCAAGUGAAAUGAAUAAUAUGCAUCUUCUUCUGCUCCGAAGGGGGGACUGCGGAAAAGAAGAUCAAAGGGCCAAAAAGACCAAAAGACCUGGCCUGGGCCUCUCCAUCUUACUCUCUCCAGUCUUCUAUCUCAGAGCUGUUCCCUCCAAGUGCUCUCUAGGCGCCGGCCUUCUCCUUCUGCUUCAUCCCUAA